This is a messenger RNA of Oryzias melastigma (Indian medaka), 3703 nucleotides long. It is a transcript of the gene tcerg1b, whose product is annotated as transcription elongation regulator 1b (CA150). The transcript is spliced from 21 exons. The record is from RefSeq and is a predicted model, not a curated record. Gene Ontology annotation, cellular component: nucleus. Lineage: Eukaryota; Metazoa; Chordata; Actinopteri; Beloniformes; Adrianichthyidae. The coding region runs from base 65 to 3139 and encodes 1024 amino acids. Gene Ontology annotation, molecular function: RNA polymerase binding; transcription coregulator activity.
GAACAGGAAACUGAGAAAUCACAAAGGGGCGUUUCCAGGAAGAGUCCAGAAACACUUUCCUGUAAUGGCGGACCAGACAGAGAGCGAGUCUAUUGGAUUCAACGACAACAGGAUGGCGCAGCAGGCGGUGCGGUUUCGCAGCCCUGCUCCUGCCCCUGCUCCUACCCCUCCGCCCGCCCAAACACAAGUGUUGCGAGGCCCUCCGCCGCUGCUCCGGCCUCCGCCGCCUCCUUUUGGGAUGUUGAGAGGACCGCCACCUCGACCUCCAUUUGCACGACCUCCUUUCGACCCCAACAUGCCACCCAUCCCACCGCCUGGAGGCAUGCCGCCACCUAUUGGACCUCCUCAUCUACAGAGACCUCCAUUCCUUCCUCCUCCCAUUGGCAACCUGCCCCCUCCUCCAGGAAUGCUGUUUCCUCCUGGGAUGCCUCCUGUUCCUACGUCUGGGAACCCCACACUCAACCCUACCGAGGAGAUUUGGGUAGAAAACAAAGCGUCAGAGGGAAAGAUAUACUACUAUAAUGCCCGGACCAGAGAGUCGUCAUGGAGUAAACCAGAGGGAGUGAAGAUCAUCCAGCAGUCUGAGCUCAACCCUCUUCUGGCAGCGGGGGCUGCAGGCUCCGGUGCAAAUGUGGGGGUGACUGCUGUUGCAAGCUCGAGCAGUGGCAACACUACAGCCAGCACCGCAGCAGCAGCCUCCCCCACACAGGCCCCAACCUCCACUCCCCCCCAGACUCUCACCUCCAGUCCAGACUCCAUCACCAGUCCUUCCCCGUCUGUGUCCAUGUCAGCCACCAUUGUACCAGACCUCAGCCCCGUCGUUACGGGGACCUCAACGGUUUCUGUGUCGCCAGUCACCGUGGUGACCGUUUCCACCGUUCCCUCUCCUGUUACAGCAGUUCAAACCGUGCCGCUGUUACCAACAGCCCUGCCUCACAGCGUCCCCCAGCCCACAGCAACCAUACCUGCCUUUCCCCCGGUAAUGGUGCCCCCUUUUAGGGUGCCUUUGCCAGGAAUGCACAUCCCUCUGCCAGGUGUAGCAAUGAUGCAGAUAGUAGGUGCGCCCUGUGUAAAGGCAGGCCCCAGCGCCAACGGCAUGCUUCCUGGGAUGGGCCCACCAUUAGUUUCCAUGAUGCACCCCCAGCUGGCACUUUCAGCUGCUCCUGCCUCCAUAGGAUCCCUGCAGCUCCCCGAGUGGACAGAAUAUAAAACAGCAGAUGGGAAAACGUACUACUACAACAACAGAACACUGGAGUCCACUUGGGAGAAACCACAGGCUGUUAUAGACAGAGAAAAAGAAGCACAAAGGCUCAGUGAACGUUUGGCUCUGGAGGAGGCAGAAGCAAUGGAGAUGGAGGACGAGGAGAUCAAAGCAGCAAACAUGAAUAUUGAGAAGGAGCUUAAAGAAGAAGAAAUGACCGAGGAGGAACGAGCAGCACAGAAAGCCCGGCCCAUAGCCACCAACCCAAUCCCAGGAACUCCUUGGUGUGUGGUAUGGACUGGUGACGACCGUGUUUUCUUUUACAACCCGACCACACGGCUGUCCAUGUGGGACCGUCCCGAGGAGCUUGUGGGUCGAUCCGAUGUUGACAAGCACAUCCAGGAGCCGCCUCACAAGAAGGGUGUAGAAGAUGUCAAAAAGACAGGUCUCAUUAAGGAAGAGCCAGACUUAUCUAACGCUGCUGAAGAUAUUCUGGAUGAAGAGCCAUCAAAAGCCAAAAAGAGAAAGAAGGAAGAAUUGAAGGAGUCAGACACAGAGAAAGAAGCAGCCAUGGAGGCGGAGCUCAAAGCUGCCAGAGAACGAGCCAUCGUGCCGCUGGAGUCCAGGAUGACCCAGUUCAGAGAAAUGCUGCUGGAGAGAGGGGUGUCUGCUUUCUCAACUUGGGACAAAGAGCUUCAUAAGAUUGUUUUUGAUCCUCGUUAUCUUCUGCUCAACCCAAAAGAGAGGAAGCAGGUAUUCGAUCAGUAUGUAAAGACACGAGCAGAGGAGGAGAGGAAAGAGAAGAAGAACAAGCUUAUGCAGGCUAAGGAUGAGUUCAGGAAAAUGAUGGAAGAUUCAAAACUCACACCCAGAACAACAUUCAGUGAAUUUGCUUUGAAGCAUGGUAGAGAUCCUCGAUUCAAAACCAUAGAAAAGAUGAAGGACAGAGAGGCCAUCUUCAUCGAGUUCAUGACCGCCAUGAGGAAGAGAGAAAAGGAGGACUCGAAAUCCAGAGGGGAGAAGGUAAGACAGGACUUCUUUGAUCUUCUGAGUGACCAGCACAUAGAUGGGAACCAGCGGUGGAGCAAAGUGAAGGAGAGGCUGGAGACUGACCCCAGAUACAAGGCAGUGGACAGCUCUGCACUCAGAGAGGAACUGUUCAAACAGUACAUGGAGAAACAGGCCAAGAACAUAGACAUUGAAAAGGAGCGCGAGUUGGAGCGGCAGGCCCGCAUUGAGGCCAGCCUCAGAGAGAGGGAGCGGGAGGUGCAGAAGGCCCGAUCGGAACAGACCAAAGAGAUCGACCGAGAACGGGAGCAGCACAAAAGGGAGGAAGCCAUCCAGCAUUUCAAAGCUCUCAUGUCUGAUAUGGUACGUUCUUCAGACGCUACGUGGUCAGAGACGCGCCGCAACUUGCGGAAGGACCAUCGCUGGGAGUCUUCGUCACUGUUGGAGAGGGAGGAGAAGGAGAAACUGUUCAAUGAACACGUAGAAGCACUGGCCAAAAAGAAAAAGGAACAGUUCAGACAACUGCUGGAUGAGACCAGUAUGAUCACGCUGACAACUUCAUGGAAGGAAGUGAAAAAGGUCAUCAAAGACGACCCUCGAUGUAUAAAAUUUUCCUCCAGCGACAGGAAGAGACAGCGAGAAUUUGAAGAUUACAUCAAAGACAAAUACAUAACAGCCAAGGCAGACUUCAGAACCUUGUUAAAGGAGACAAAGUUCAUAACGUACAGGUCAAGAAAACUAAUCCUGGAGUCAGAGCAGCACCUGAAAGACGUGGAGAAGAUCCUGCAGAAUGACAAGCGUUACCUUGUUCUGGAGUGUGUCCCAGAGGAGCGCAGGAAGCUCAUCAUGUUCUACAUUGAAGACUUAGAUCGGCGAGGCCCUCCGCCUCCUCCCACCGCCUCAGAGCCAACUCGACGCUCCACCAAGUGACCAACUACAUAUUCAUGGCCCCAUCUGUCCGUGCGCCCCUCUUUGGCCACAGCAUGACCUCCCCUCUGCACCCCACCGACCCUGGUCUCCAGGCCCACAGGUGGCCUUGCAGUGUUAAAGCCUGGGGUCAUAUUUCAAAAAGAUAUAACAUUGAGAUGAAUGGUUAUGCUCUCUGUGUUAUGUCACCUCUUAGCCCUGAAGUAGCCUUCUAUCUAAGGCACCAGCAGGGAACAGAGGUUACCUGAUCUGAAGGUGACCGCCGACCUCUCACCUCUCAAAGACGACAUGCGAGGGAGGGAGGCCGCUGCCUGAGCAGCCACACAGAUGUAAGAUAGCUGAUGUACAUGAAGUUGAGCGUAUGUGAGCCUGUGUGUGUAUGAAUGUCACGCACACUUCCACGCAUGUGUGCAUCUGAUUGGAGGCGUCCCUAAGCCUUACAUCUCCACUGUGCCAGUCAUGUUUCAGGCUCGGUGUGAAUGUUAGUUUCAGCUCGGUGGUUUAUUCCAAUGUGGCAGCAGUUUCUUUGUUGAAUUAAUUAAAGGAAACUUCCACAGUUUUUCUACA